Molecule: messenger RNA, 403 nt
Organism: Varanus komodoensis (Komodo dragon)
Lineage: Eukaryota; Metazoa; Chordata; Lepidosauria; Squamata; Varanidae
Product: alpha-1-macroglobulin-like
Exons: 3
Coding region: 23-403 (126 amino acids)
Source: RefSeq, a predicted model, not a curated record
CAAGCUGGUGGACGGUACGGACAUGCCCAUUGCCAAUGCAAACAUCACACUGAGCAUUGGGCCAUUUGUGAGGGAGGUCGAAUAUACAACCGAUGCCUGGGGACAAGCAGAGAUUUCCGUAGACACGACUAACUUUACCAUGCGCUUUGUUCAUAUUGAGGCCUACUAUAAGUGUAGCAGUUCGUGUGGGAGUGAAUGGGUCAAAGAUCACCAGUGUGGCCAUCACACAGCAAAGCGCUUUUACUCUGCAAGUGAAAGCUACCUCCACAUUGAUUCCAUUCUGGGAACAGUGAACUGUGAUGAGGUCCCACCACCCUCACAAGCAUGCUUGGUGGAAACAUGGGAGAGGGCCUUCUUGGUGGCUAUCCCAGUGCUCUGGAAUUCCCUUCCCAAAUACAUGUAA